Hemibagrus wyckioides is the source of this 1572-nucleotide messenger RNA. RefSeq names its product eukaryotic translation initiation factor 4ea (gene eif4ea). Gene Ontology annotation, molecular function: translation initiation factor activity; RNA 7-methylguanosine cap binding. Gene Ontology annotation, biological process: translational initiation. Bases 218 to 868 code for a protein of 216 amino acids. The record is from RefSeq and is a predicted model, not a curated record. NCBI's taxonomy places the organism in Eukaryota, Metazoa, Chordata, Actinopteri, Siluriformes, Bagridae. Gene Ontology annotation, cellular component: cytoplasm; eukaryotic translation initiation factor 4F complex. The transcript has 8 exons.
AAUAUUUUAUAUUAACUGUUUCAUUUCCAUAAUUUAAUUUAAUUUAAUAUUUCAUGUUACAUUUAUUUUACUUUUCUCUUUAAAUUCCCUCUAUACUAAAUGCCGCGUUUCAUUGUAAACACCCUACAAAAUGGCCGCCGCAGCUCUCUAGUGCACUUCGUCACGUUGUUGAUUUGAGACACAGCCCACACACCGCCCCACAUCACAGUGGCAGAAGAUGGCGACUGCUGAACCGGAAGUGACCCCGAAUACAUCGAAUUCAGAAGAAGAGCAGAGCGAUGCUACGGGCCAAGAAAUUGUGAAUCCUGAAGAUUACAUCAAACAUCCACUACAGAACAGAUGGGCUCUGUGGUUCUUCAAGAACGACAAAAGCAAAACCUGGCAGGCGAACCUGAGACUCAUCUCAAAGUUUGACACAGUCGAAGACUUCUGGGCACUUUACAAUCACAUCCAGCUCUCGAGUAACUUAAUGUCCGGAUGCGAUUACUCGCUUUUUAAGGAUGGAAUCGAGCCCAUGUGGGAGGAUGAGAGGAAUAAACGUGGUGGACGCUGGCUCAUUACUCUGUCCAAACAGCAGCGCAGAGCCGAUCUGGAUCGCUUCUGGCUCGAGACGCUCCUGUGUUUGGUGGGUGAAGCGUUCGAUGACCACAGUGAUGACGUGUGCGGCGCCGUCGUUAACGUCCGAACGAAAGGAGACAAAAUCGCGAUAUGGACGACAGACUACGAGAACAAGGAUGCAAUCAUACACAUAGGACGAGUGUACAAGGACAGGUUAGGCGUUCCAUCUAAAGUCAUCAUCGGCUACCAGUCUCACGCAGACACAGCCACGAAGAGCGGCUCCACCACCAAGAACAAGUUUGUUGUCUGAAAACCGCAGCAGUCCUGUUUAAAUAAAAAAUAAAAUAAAAUAAAAAUUCACCUGACAUCAGAGUCGAUGAAAUUCGGAGCGCUCUUCUUUCCUGGACAUUGUGGAAAAAUCCUUGGACAUUUAUUCCGAAUAUAAAACCCCCGGUGUCUUAUACAAGUGUACAGUGUAUAAACACGAGACCACGUGAUUGUUUUUGUUUUCUUUAUAUUUUCUCACCUUUUUUUAAUGUCAUUAUUCCAUAUUAUUAAUGACAAAUGGAGACUUAAUCUCAUUGUGUUGUGUUCUGAGUGUUCAUUUAAAAUAGAAAAAAAUAUAUUUGUAAUUUUUAAAAAAAAAAAAAACCAAACACUUUACAUUUAGGACUCUUUCCGAAUACUACACCUUCAAGCUAAUUUAUUUCUGUUUAUUUUUCCUUCUUCUCAUUUGCAUUUUAGUUUAUUUUAGAGAGAUAUUAAUUUGGAUGUUGUUAGAACGCGUUGUUUGUUUACUUUUUUUGCAGUGGUGUGUGUGUGUGUGUGUGUGUGAUGUUUUUUUUGUUUGUUUGUUUAACUGUAAAUGAUAAAUCAUUAUAAAAGAGUUUGAGAGUUCAUUUGGACGACUCCUGACUCAGAGAUUUGAGUGAUUUACAGAUAAAAGAAAAGAUGAUUGUAUGAGCGUUGUAUAAGAGACAAUUGUAAAUAAAUUUGUACAGUGCAUUGUCUUAA